UAUACAUAAGCUUAAGUCUUUCUACUUUGGACAACUUUCACCCACUACAAAUUUAGCAUAUUAAAUUGACUGGUCCAUGCCUAAGCAAAGUGCUAUUAGAACACGUAUAGUUGUAAUGGCUGGCCAAGAAGGCCCUACAAUUACAAGAACAAAAAGAAAAAGUGCUACUCAACAUGGUGGUUCGACAUUACUUGAUCUUCUGCAGGCUCUAGAAGAUUAUUUGCCGGUUCUUUUGGGGUUAGUCAAUGAUGAAAGCAGACGAGCUUCUGUUGAUAUCUUCUUAAAGGCUGCUGGAUAUCUGGAUUGUGCUGUCAAACAUGUUCUUUCCCAGUUGCCGGCCGAACUCAGGAGGAAUUUACCAGUAGACUUAGCAGAAGGAACGCUUCGAGCACUCUCUCUACAGGCAUUAGGAUAUUGGCCAAGUGUAAUUUGUGACAUUCAUGUAACAUUGGGAUGGUCAUCUUAUUUUUUUUGGGUAUUUUUUUAUUAAGACAAUGAGAUAUUGGCCAAUGAUGUUGAAAAAUAACAUCCAAUUUUAUAGAUAUCAUGUAAUGAAUAUUAUGU
Molecule: messenger RNA, 564 nt
Organism: Arachis duranensis
Lineage: Eukaryota; Viridiplantae; Streptophyta; Magnoliopsida; Fabales; Fabaceae
Exons: 5
Coding region: 77-490 (137 amino acids)
Source: RefSeq, a predicted model, not a curated record